AUGUCUGAGGUAGUAGAAAUAGAUAGUUUUUAUGGUUUAAUAGAAGAAAUUAAAGACAUGGUAGAAACAUUAAAUAAACUAAAAAGUCGAAUUGAAUUACGAUUACAUGAGAAUUCAUCACGAAAUUGUACACAGCAUGUUUGUUUGAUUCGAGAAUUUCUCGAUAUUCGAAAAUCAGUGAAAACAAUAUGUGAUGCUUUAAUAGAUCAUCGAUUAUCUGAACCUUCUAUUACUGUGAGUUAUAUAUGGUGUUUGAUCGAAUCAUAUUCGACUUCACCAGAGGCCGUUCGUGAAGGUACUCAUUUAUUAGAUCGUUUUUUUAAAUUAAAAAUGCAUUCAAUGAUUAAACCAACUAACUAUUACAAUACAAUAGUUGCUUAUGUAAAAUGGCAAAAUGAAACUGUUCAAUAUUUUGUUAAUGAAUUUAAAAAAAAGCCAAACACUACAAGACUUAAUGAAAUUGAAAAAUUAUGGAAUUGGAAUUAUCGACCAAAUGAAGGAAUAUUUUUUGGUGGAGCUGCACGUCCACUUCAUUUAAAAAAAGUUACAGAAUUUGCAUCAAUAAUGAGUAUUUAUUAUGAUAGAUUAUGGCCACUCUAUAAAGAAAAUCGUAGUACAUUAGUCGAUGCACUUAAUACAUUAUUACAUGAAGAAAGUCGAAUAUAUUGGCCUGAUUAUGAAAUAUUUCCAUGUAACGCAUCAACUACAAUUAUGGAUAAAUGUUUACAAUAUUUCUUUUUUAAAAAUCGUCAUAAUACAUGGUUUAUUAAUAGUAGUGCAUCAGAUUAUAUUCCAUUUGUAAAUUCAGCUCGAGAAAUAUUUGCUGAAAAAUUUAAUGGAUCUGAUAUGAGUUUACCGACCCAACAUAAUACAGAAUGGAUUUUAAAAAAUCUUAAACAACGUUGUUUAAAUAUUUAUAAUCAAAAUAAUAAUAAUAAUGGAAUUGAUCCAAUAAUUAUUAUUCUUUUAACAUCAAAAAAUCGAUAUGGUGAACGUAUUGAUGUUGAUUCUAUUCAUCUAGAACUUAGUCAACAUUUUUCAACUAUUGUCACAAUUGUUGAUGGAUGUCAAGACGGUCAAGCUUUUACUAAUGUUGAUAUUGUCAUUUAUAGUAAACGAUUUAUGCAAACAGGAGCAAUUGGAUUAGUAAAUCGAACAUUCUUAGAAAAAAAUCCAUCAUUACAUAAAAAAUUAUCACUUUGUACAAAUUUUCCUAUUGGAAUAUUAGCUCAAAUAUAUAUUAAUAUCAAUAUGAUGAAUAAUAAUAUUGCACAUGGUGUAGAAGAUCUUGUUAAUUCUUCUUGGUGGCAUUUUUCAGAAUGUCCAAUUCGACAUGAAUUACAUUCUGUUAUAGAUGAUUCAUAUAUACAGCAAGAUCGUAUUGAAUAUAUAAGAAGUCCUAUUCGAUAUUCAUUUACAAAAGAUCUUACUGGAACAAUUCUUAUGUUGACUACAAAUAAUAAUGCGCAUGUUAUAUUACCAAAAUUAUGGGCAUUACUUAAAAAACAAGGUCAUUCGGUAGAUUGUUUUGUCAUGGAUAAUCCAUAUUUGAAAAGUAAUAAUGGAAUACGAAGUGAUAAAGUACGAGAAUUGAUUUCAGAAAAAUUCAUUAGUGAAUUAAGACGACUUGAAACACUUUCAAGUGAUUAUUUAGCAUGGCCAUUAGUACCUUACUGGGUAUCAGAAUCGAAUGAUACAUCUGUCGAACAACUUAAUCAACAUUUUGAAAUAUGUCGUGAUUAUCAUUGUUAUUUACGUAUUUCACUUGGUCGUUGUAGUUAUCCAGGAAAAUUAAAACGUUUCAUCGAACAUAUUGAUAAUAUUUUCGAAAAAAAUGAACUGGAUGUAUCAGAUGAUGUUAUUGGUACACAUUCAUCACAAUGGCCAACAUAA
Molecule: messenger RNA, 1893 nt
Organism: Adineta steineri
Lineage: Eukaryota; Metazoa; Rotifera; Eurotatoria; Adinetida; Adinetidae
Source: the annotation of a GenBank genome assembly